This is a messenger RNA of Dendrobium catenatum, 1849 nucleotides long. RefSeq names its product zinc finger CCCH domain-containing protein 13. The transcript is spliced from 11 exons. Bases 259 to 1668 code for a protein of 469 amino acids. Gene Ontology annotation, molecular function: metal ion binding. NCBI's taxonomy places the organism in Eukaryota, Viridiplantae, Streptophyta, Magnoliopsida, Asparagales, Orchidaceae. The record is from RefSeq and is a predicted model, not a curated record.
AACACAGUUUUUAGGGUUCGGUACAGUUCUCUGCGCCGUCAUAUCUAGGGUUUGCGGCCUGGUUCUAGUCAUCUAUCUCUAUAUCUCAUCGGUAAUUUGGCACUCCUCUGCGCGUACAGCACGACUCUUCAUUGUAAUCUGCACUGGUCGUUUCUAGGGUUUGCGAAAUCCGUGGAUUCUUUUUUGCCAACCCAUUUUCCUUCUUCGAAUAUCUCGAUCUUCUACGAUUGGAUCUGUUAACGGUUAUUCUCGUUAGCGAUGCUGGGAAGGAAGAUGUACAAGACGAAGCUGUGUUUGCUGUACCAGAGGGGCCGCUGUCCUCGUCAGAAUUGCUCCUUUGCACAUGGAGAAGUCGAACUUCGCCGUUUUGGUGGAUCUUUCAAUGGUAGACGGGAUUAUAGAAGUAGUGACUUGAGGGAUAAGCUUGAUAGGAGGCAAUCUCCAACCCGUAGAUAUUCCCCAGGGAGAGAUGGAAGAGGUUAUCAAACUUUCCGGAGUCACAAGACUGUUUCUCAUGAUAGGGGCAGUAGCCUUUCAAGAUCACCUAUCAGGAGAAGUGAAAGAAGGCCAAAGAAGAAGCGAUCUGUGGAUGGAGAAAGUGAUAUUUCUGAAAGCCAUAAAUUAUCUGACGGUGUUGAAGAUACAAGAAAAGAAAAUAACAUUUCAUCAUUUGACGAAAAAGUUAUAUAUGAAGAGAAGCUAAGGGAAGCAAAGUCUGAUAUUGAAAAGCUUGAAGAUCAUAAAUCUCACCUUGAGAUUUUUUUGGAGAAGAAGUUUGAGGAAGCACAGAAAUUAUCGAGUAAAAUUGAGGAUCUUGAGAUGCAGUUAAACAGAGAGCAGGAAGACUGUAAAAGGAUAAAUUCGAGAAUAGAUAAGUUCUUUAAAGCUUAUGGACGGUACAUUAAAGCGCAGGAGGAAUUGAAAAGGUCUCAAUCUCGUUUUCAGAAGCUUGGAGAUCAACUUGGAUUAGAUAUUUCAAAGCUAGGUGCCAAUGAAGAAGAUUCAAGUUUAAACAUUUUAAGCGAUGGAGAGCCUAACGGUGAUUUUCAGGAAAGCACGCCAAAUGAUGUGAUGCAUAGGGGUUCAUCACUGAAAAAAAGAUCACUUGUCCACACAGAAGCCAUUGAUGAAGUGAAGUAUGGAUAUGUGUCAAAGAAAAGCAAACACUCCGCUACAUUAUCCAAACCUGAUAAACUUUCUAGGUCAGAAGGACUAUCUUUUUCAGCUGAAGAUGCUACAAAGGAUAUUGAGACAAUUAAAUUAAACCAGGAAAAAAAGGAUCUUCCCUUAUCACUCCUUGAUGGUUACAAGCGGAAUCGUGGAAAAUUUUCUCCAAAAUUUAGCUCUUUGGCUAAGAAUAGGAGCUCCGAUGCUGAACGGGUAUUACCUCAUACAAGUAUGGCUGCUAAUGCCAUAGAUGAACUCAUUGAAGACAUUGAGAUAGACGAGAAAUCUGAUGGAAUGGUAGCUGUUGCAGCACCUAAUGAAAAUGGAACCCUGGAUAAUAAAAUUAGUUCAUCCUAUCUUCCACCUCUACCUCCACCUGUCAAUCAGAAUGUUUACAAACAGUAUGAGGGUGAUGAUGAAGAUGUAGAUGUUGAUGUGGAGAAGGUGGAUUCAGAGAUGAUUGAUAUAGAUCUAAAUGGUGAAGUGGAUAUAGAACAGUAGCUCGCCUUGCAGCUUUUCUCCUAUAGUUUGAAACAGGAGUUGUGUAUAUACGUGACUCUUGGUGUUAUUUCAACUUGCUGUUAAUCCUUUAGUGGCAACCAUUUACAGACAAUGAUGAAUACUGUAAAUAUUUUUAUCUUGCUUUUAUUUGACAAAGUAGUUGCCUGACAUUUAUUUGUUU